UGCUGAAGGCACGUGAUCAUCCACACAGGACGAAGCUCCUGUGCAGACGCAAUGACUGAAGACUGUGCAAGUGCAGGAGCCGAUGGAGAAGGGAGUGGUGCAGGGAGAGGAACAGCGAGGAGCUCGAAUAAAAUCGAGCCAGUGUAGACUUUAGGAUUCGUUAACACCAGGCGUAGGUUCUCAGAUCCAAAUUAGGAACUCCCUGUCCUUCGCUUGCAGCAAACGGGAAAACGGCUACGUGACCCAGGCGCUGAUUGGCCGCGGGAUACUGCCGCCAUCUUUGUUGGGGUCAAUGUUCCGCGGGACACAUGCAUGGUUGCUCUGUUUGUAGGGAGGCAAUAUGCAGCAGUGCGCAUGCGCUGCAGUUGACAGGGCUACAGUGAGAAAGGAAGGACUUAAGACACAGCAAACUCAGACCAAGAGAAGCGUUUGUCCAUUCUGAAUUUUUGUCCUGAACUGAUUGUGAUGGAUUUUUUUAGCAAAAUCCUUUGAUAGAGGGUUAGAUAGAGGGUCUCUUCUGAAUUUCUAUCCUGGACCGACGGUGAGGGGUUUUUCGUAAAAUAUUUUGCAGGUUAUUAAAUGGGAAUCAUUUGCGGACAGGAAACUCCACCAAACCACUUCGUAACAGCACCGUGGUAUAUUACCCGUCAAAGACUUCAGUGGCUCAAGAAGGAAGUUCCCCAUUUUUUCCAGAGCAGUUAGAGAUUGGGAAUACUUACUGCCGUAGCUACUGAUGCUCUCAUCCUUGAGCAAAUAUUUUCAAAAAAUCAAAAUCAAACGAGGACCUGAAUAUCAACAGCAUUUGACAGUGGAAGGCAAAAGGGCUUUGGAAAAGGACAAUCUUCAGGCAAGAAGCACAAACGAAACACCAAGAAUUGAGGGAGACACUCAGCAGGAUCUGAAUUUCAUCGCAUUUUGAACAUGGAAGGAGAGAAAAUGUACACAUGUUCUGAAUGCGGACAAGGCUUCAAUCGAUCCUCUGGCUUGUCAAGGCACAAGCGUAGCCACACUGGAGAGAAACCAUGGAAAUGCAGGGACUGUGGGAAAGGAUUCAACUACCCCUUCGAAGUGGAAAUUCAUCAGCGCACUCAUACUGGGGAGAGGCCAUUCACCUGCCUGGAGUGUGGGAAGGGAUUCACUAAGUCGUCCGAACUGCUGACACACCAGCGGGUUCACACUGGCGAGAGGCCCUUCACCUGCACUGAGUGUGGGAAGGGAUUCACUCGAUCAUCCCACCUCCUGAAACACCAACGAGUUCACAAUGGGGAGAGACCGUUCCGGUGCUGUCACUGUGGCACUGGGUUCAGACAAUCGUCUCACCUCACUGUCCACCAGCGCAGUCACACUGGGGAGAGACCCUUCACCUGCUCAGCCUGUGGCAAAGGAUUCACUCGCUCGUUCGACCUGCUCAGACACAAGCAGAUCCACACUGGGGAGAGGCCAUUCACCUGCUCUGAGUGUGGGAAGGGAUUCACUCAGUUGUCCAACCUCCUGAGACACCAACUCGUUCACAAUAGUGAAAGGCCCUUCAAAUGCGAAAACUGCGGGAAGUGCUAUAAAAGUUCUGGGGAACUGAUGUCCCAUCAACGUGUGCACACAGAUGAGAGACCAUUCAGGUGCUCUCACUGUGGAACUGGGUUCAGGCGAUCAUCUGACCUCACUGUACACCAGCGAGUUCACACUGGGGAGAGGCCGUUCACCUGCUCUGAGUGUGGAAAGGGAUUCACUUCCUCAACUACCCUGCUGACACAUCAGCAAGUUCACCAUCAGGACGGGGGGAAACCGUGGAAAUGUGCCGUCUGCGGGAAAGGAUUCAUUUCUCCAUCCAAGGUUGAAACCCAUCGACGCAGUCACACGGGGGAGAGGCCGUUCACCUGCUCCGUGUGUGGGAAGGGCUUCACUCAAUCGUCCAACCUGCUGAGACACCAACGGGUUCACACUGAGGAGAGACCGUUUAAGUGCCCCGAGUGUGGGAAGUGCCACAAAAGCUACGACGAACUGACGUGCCAUCGGCGGGUUCACACCGAGGAGAAGCCAUUCGGUUGCCCUCACUGCGGGACUGGGUUCAGGCGCUCGUCUGACCUCAGUGUACACCGGCGGGUUCACACCGGGGAGAGACCGUUCACCUGCUCCGAGUGCGGGAAGGGCUUCGCUCAGUCGUCCAACCUGCUGACCCACCAGCGGGUCCACACCGGGGAGAGGCCGUUCUCCUGCUCCCAGUGCGGGAAAGGCUUCACUGCUUCGUCUGUUCUUCUGGCGCACCAGCGGGUUCACACCGGGGAGAGGCCAUUCACCUGCUCCGAGUGCGGGAAGGGCUUCACGUCCUCGUCCACCCUGCUGACCCACCAGCGGGUUCACAGUGAGGAGACCCCGUUCAUGUGCUCUCACUGCGGGACUGGGUUCAAGCACUCCUCUCAACUCAUUGUACACCAGAGACUUCACAGUGGGGAGAGACCAUUCACCUGCUCCGAGUGCGGGAAGGGAUUCACUCAGUCAUCUCACCUACGGAGGCACCAGCGCGUUCACCAGUGA
Rhincodon typus (whale shark) is the source of this 2532-nucleotide messenger RNA. Its product is annotated as zinc finger protein 420-like. The transcript has 3 exons. Bases 922 to 2532 code for a protein of 536 amino acids. Gene Ontology annotation, biological process: regulation of transcription by RNA polymerase II. Lineage: Eukaryota; Metazoa; Chordata; Chondrichthyes; Orectolobiformes; Rhincodontidae. Gene Ontology annotation, molecular function: RNA polymerase II cis-regulatory region sequence-specific DNA binding; DNA-binding transcription factor activity. The record is from RefSeq and is a predicted model, not a curated record.